This is a messenger RNA of Balearica regulorum gibbericeps (East African grey crowned-crane), 969 nucleotides long. RefSeq names its product carnosine N-methyltransferase 2. NCBI's taxonomy places the organism in Eukaryota, Metazoa, Chordata, Aves, Gruiformes, Gruidae. Gene Ontology annotation, molecular function: N-methyltransferase activity. The record is from RefSeq and is a predicted model, not a curated record.
AUGGACCCGGCCCCGGAGAUGAAGAGGAAUAGGUUCCCCAGCAUGAACUUUGAAGCAGAGAUUCUGACAGCUCCACACGAUAAUUCAGAGCUGUACGUGAUCCCUUCCAUGAGAAGUCUCACGGCUGAGGAGUAUGUGGAGGCCUUUAAGUCAUUUUUGGAUCAUUCAACAGAGCACCAGUGCAUGGACGAGUUCAACAAGGAAGAAAUGCCCAACAUCAUGGCUGGUCUCGGCAAUGGAAAAUCGACUAUAAAUGUUCUGGGAGUUGGAAGCGGCACAGGUGAGCAGGAUUUGAAAAUGAUCAGGAUACUGCAGUCUGCACACCCGGGGGUCCUUAUUGACAACGAAAUCAUAGAGCCCAACGCACAGCACGUGGCAGCUUACAAAGAGUUGGUGAAUCAAGCUCCAGACCUGCAGAAUGUCUCUUUUAUUUGGCACCAGCUCACUUCCGCAGAGUACGAACAACAGGUUAAAGAGAAAGGUGCACAUAAGAAAUUCGACUUCAUCCAUAUGAUCCAGAUGCUGUACCGUGUGGAGGAUAUUCCCAGUACUAUCAAGUUUUUCCACAGCUGCCUUGACCAUCAUGGGAAACUCCUGAUCAUAAUUUUAUCAGACAGUAGCGGAUGGGCCAGCUUAUGGAAGAAGUACAGACACUGCUUGCCUUCCACUGACAGCGGCCACUACAUCACCUCCAACGGCAUCACGGAUAUUUUAAAGAGACUGGGUGUUGAAUAUUGCGUUUAUGAAUUCCCGUCGGGCUGGGAUAUCACCGAGUGCUUUAUCGAGGGGGACCCGGAUGGAAGCCGCAUGAUGGAUUUCCUGACGGGGACAAAAAACUUCCUGGGCACGGCCCCCCCGGGUCUGCGGCGGCGGCUGCAGGAGGCUCUCUGCCAGCCCGAGUGCAGCAGCAAAAAGGACGGGAGGAUCAUCUUCAGCAACAACUUGAGCAUGAUUGUGGUUGACUCCUAG